AGCCUUCUCGGAGGAGGACUUUUCCUCUUCGCAGUAUUCCAUACAUCUGGGACUACUGAUGAGAUAUCGGAUUCGACUGUUCGUAUCCUCUACGGCGUGUUCACUGCGGUAUCAUUACUUGCUGCACUUACAUUGGCGCUGCUGCGAGUUCAGCCAUUGACCGACAGAGCUGAUGUUGAGAAAAGCCAUCCUGGUUUUUUCAUAGGUUCGACAAUUUCCUUGAUGUUCACUAAGGAAAUGCUUCUACUUGCAUUCGUUUUUGCAUAUUCGGGAAUCGAGCAGUCGUUUUGGACAGGCGUUUAUCCCACUUGCAUUUCUUUUGCGCAACACUUGGGGACAAAUACCAACUCUAUGCUAGCACUAAACUUGAUCGCCACUGGAAUUGGACAGACUACAGCAGGACUUGUAUUCGGGAUCCUUGGCGACAGAACGAAAAAACUUGGACGAGACUCUAUUAUAUUCUUGGGAACAGUUGUUCAUCUUGUGGCUUUCCUCUUGAUCUUCAUGAAUUUCCCCGCGAAAUCACCAUUACAAAAAACAGACGAUGCCGGUGGAUUGAUCGAACCAAGUAUUGCGAUAGCACUGGUUUGUGGAGCUCUUCUCGGGUUCGGUGAUGCCUGUUGGAACACACAAAUUUACGCUUUUCUUUGCGAUGUAUACGCUGAUAAAAGCAGUGAAGCGUUUGCACUAUUCAAGUUCUAUCAAUCUCUUCUUUCAUGCGCCGCAUUCUUCUAUUCAUCAGUACUGAUACUGCAGUGGCACCUGCUCAUUUUGGUGACCACUUCCAUGAUCGCUGCAUUCUGUUUCUUUCUUUCGGAACGACUGCUUGUCAGUGCUAGAGCAAAAGAAGUAGUUAGCACAAAUUAUAGGUUCUGA
Molecule: messenger RNA, 876 nt
Organism: Cooperia oncophora
Lineage: Eukaryota; Metazoa; Nematoda; Chromadorea; Rhabditida; Trichostrongylidae
Source: the annotation of a GenBank genome assembly